Molecule: messenger RNA, 942 nt
Organism: Helianthus annuus (common sunflower)
Lineage: Eukaryota; Viridiplantae; Streptophyta; Magnoliopsida; Asterales; Asteraceae
Product: protein FAR1-RELATED SEQUENCE 5-like
Exons: 3
Coding region: 1-942 (313 amino acids)
Biological process (GO): regulation of DNA-templated transcription
Source: RefSeq, a predicted model, not a curated record
AUGGACCCUAGUGCUUUUAAAGUAUCUCGAAGUAGCAGCUACAAAGUUACUGACUGUAGGGCGCGGCUAAAGCUUAAAGCUCUCCCAGGCACUACAAAAUUUUUCAUAUAUGGUUUUAUUGAAGCUCAUAAUCAUGGAUUGGUCGACAAGGACAAUUUAGACUUUACCAGAAAAAGGAGGAAACUUAGUUAUGACGACCAGAGGUUCAUUCACAAACUAAGCUUGAACAAAAUUGGCCCUAAUGUUGCGCAUAAGAUUCGAGCUUCGUUAAAGGGUGGGCACCAUAACGUACAAGGAACUGUAGUAGAAUUCAAAAAUUUCACUAGAGAUGUACGGUCUUUUAUCGGCAAGAAGGAUGCACAAACGGUGGUUGAUACGUUAAAAGCCCGUAUGAUAAAUCUGCCAAAUUUCUUUUUUGAAUGUGUGGUGGUUGACGGUGAGUUAAGAUCAUUGUUCUGGGCUGAUGACGUAUCCAAAUGCAAUUAUGAAGCCUUUGGAGAUGUGUUAGGUUUUGAUGCAACAUAUCAUACGAAUCAGUAUAACAUGAUAUUUGUUCCGUUUACCGGUGUCGAUCACCAUAAAAAGUGUGUCACCUUUGGUGUUGGGCAAUUAUACGAUGAGACAAUUGGUUCUUACACGUGGUUGCUUACCACAUUCCUUAAAGCUCAUAACAAUAAGCAACCAACGUUGGUGUUGACCGAUCAGGAUGCUGUGAUGAAACAAGCAGUUUCUGGUGUAUUCAAUAAGUCUAUUCACCGACUGUGUAUGUGGCAUAUUAUUAGGAAAAUUCCUGCAAAAAUUGCAGGUGAUGUAUUGGAAAAUAUAGACUUGAGAGCUGCUAUACACAAGCUGGUGUGGAAUUUGUUUAUCACACCUGAAGAAUUUGAAGUACGAUGGAAUUUGCUUAUGGAAGGGUUACACUUGAAAGAAAUAAUUGGCUGA